This is a messenger RNA of Dermatophagoides pteronyssinus (European house dust mite), 979 nucleotides long. It is a transcript of the gene TfIIEbeta, whose product is annotated as transcription factor IIEbeta. The record is from RefSeq and is a predicted model, not a curated record. Gene Ontology annotation, molecular function: TFIIH-class transcription factor complex binding. NCBI's taxonomy places the organism in Eukaryota, Metazoa, Arthropoda, Arachnida, Sarcoptiformes, Pyroglyphidae. Gene Ontology annotation, biological process: transcription initiation at RNA polymerase II promoter. Gene Ontology annotation, cellular component: transcription factor TFIIE complex.
UUGUUUUUGUUUUGUUUUGAUUUGUUUAAUUCUGACCGAAAAAAUCUUUAUCUUUCGUAAAAUUUUCAACAAAAACCCGAGAAAAUCAUGGAUCAAUUAAGAAAAGAACGUGAAUUGUUUAUGAAAAAAGCAUUUGCAUUGCCUGUGGUGGAAAAACGUAAACAACAAGAUGAUAAUAAUGAUAAAAAUAAUGAUACAUCAUCAUCAGCUAAAAGAAAACGAUUUGAAUCAUCAUCGGCUAGUUCAAGAGAUUUUUUCCCAACAAAAUCAUCCGUACCAUUGCAUAAUUUUUCCAUUCUAACAAAGAUAGUUAAUUCAAUGAAAGAUCGUUAUCUAAAUGGUGAUUCUGAAGCAUUAACAUUCGAUGAAUUAUUGGAUGAAACAAAUCAAUUAGAUUUAAGUCCCCGACAAAAACAAUGGUUAUUAACCGAAGCAUUACCAGAUAAUCCACGUAUCAAUAUUAAUGAUAAUGGUAAAUAUUCAUAUAAACCAAUAUUUAAUAUAAGAGAUCGUAAAUCAUUGAUAAGAUUAUUGGAAAAAUAUGAUUCACGUGGUUUGGGUGCAAUAUCCUAUGAAGAUAUUAAAGAAUCAUUACCAAAUGCUGAUAGAAUUAUAAAAUUUUUAUCGGAAAAAAAUCAAUUAAUUGUAAUCACUAGGCCGGUUGAUAAGAAAAAAAUAUUAUUUAUUAAUAAUUUAUCAUUAAGUUUCAAUGUUGAUGAAGAAUUUCAAAAAGCAUGGCGUUCAAUAGCAGUGGAAGGAAUGGAUGAAACAAAAAUUGAAGAAUAUCUUAAAAAUCAUGGCAUAAGCUCAAUGCAAGAUAUGAAUAUACGUAAAACAAUACCAAUACAAAAACGUAAAGAUAAUAAAAAACGUAAAUCAAAUUUCCGUAAAUUAAAUAAUCAUUUGGAUGGUUUAUUGGAAGAUUAUAGUGAUAAACAGUCAUAAAAUAUGUUUGUUUUUUUUCGAAAUAUCUUCCUGU